Messenger RNA from Daphnia carinata, 3415 nucleotides. Its product is annotated as homeotic protein Sex combs reduced-like. Gene Ontology annotation, cellular component: nucleus. NCBI's taxonomy places the organism in Eukaryota, Metazoa, Arthropoda, Branchiopoda, Diplostraca, Daphniidae. The transcript is spliced from 5 exons. Gene Ontology annotation, biological process: anterior/posterior pattern specification; regulation of transcription by RNA polymerase II. Gene Ontology annotation, molecular function: DNA-binding transcription factor activity, RNA polymerase II-specific; RNA polymerase II cis-regulatory region sequence-specific DNA binding. Bases 488 to 1801 code for a protein of 437 amino acids. The record is from RefSeq and is a predicted model, not a curated record.
AAAGCCAAAGUGUGCUGCAAGAGCGGGUAACGCGUGCAGUGUUCGGUCGACGCUUGAUUACGAGAGUACUAGACAAGCCCAUAGUCAUCAUUCGCUGUUGGUUCGUCAGACUUCGCAGUCGUGUGUCCGCACAAUCCCUCGAUUUUGCCGUACUCACAACACUUAUAGAUUUCGACUUGAACACGAGACCCACCAAGUACCGACUGUUGUAGACAACAGAGUCGGGUGGAGGGCUUCAGUUUUAAGAAGUGCGUGCUCAUCGAUCCCGAACGCCGACAUUUCGUUUUCUAAGUUCAUUUGAAAAGUGAUUUUUUUCUGCGUGUGUCAUGAUCUCGGUGCUGUUCUAUCCGGCCGAUUGAAAUUGACUAGAGUGUGUUUAGUUUCAUUUUAGGCUUGCCAACAUCCCGAAUUCUACGAGUCGUGAAUUCAGCGGCCGAAUAAUCACGAGAAAUUGAAUUUCUAUCACGUUACAACUACCCCCCUUGCAAUGAGUUCCUAUCAGUUCGUCAAUUCGCUAGCGUCGUCGUGUUACGUGGGACGCGGGUCGUCCGUCGGUGCCGCCGGACCGGAUCUUACGGGCAUGUCGGCCGCCGACUAUUACGCCACGGCAAUGAGCAAUUACCAAAACUGCUACGGCGGUGGGCCGGUAGCUGUUGGACAGCCUCAACAGCAACCGCAUUACGCUGAUUUCGGUGCUAAUCACUUGGUCGGUCAACAUCAGCAACAUCAGCAGCAACAGCAGCAGAGUCAUCCGCAACACGCCAUGCCCAUGUCGCCAAUGUCCAACGGCGGCGUCGAUUUUACCAUGUCGCAAGCGUUGCAUGUUGCCCAACAACCGAUGCAACAACAGCAACAACAACAGCAAAAUAGACUGCAGCAACAAUCGGUUCUCCAGCAACAACAACAAAUGCGGGGCCCUUCCGCCCAGCGCCAUCACUCCGUCGCAAGUCCCGUCAAUUUAGGCGGAGGUGCCGUCGUGACGCCGAGUAGCUGUAAAUACGCCGGAGUGCCGGACACAAAGUGUUUGGGAUCGCCUCAAGAUCUGAGUUUGACAACAACGACGUCUUCGUCAUCAUCUUCAUCGUCCAACGCCCUUUCUCACUUAAACGCGGCCGUUCAAAACAGUCUAGCCGGCGGUGUGCUACCGCUGGCAUCGUCAAACUCAUCUGUGCCCGUCGCAUCUUCCUCAUCGUCGUCCACAUCUGUCACACAGCCAUCGUCCAAGCAUCACCAUCAUCACAACAAUCACCAACAUGACGGUUCCUCUGGCAAAUCGAAACAGAGCCAGCAACGUAGCAGCCACCAUCAUCAUCAUCAUAGCAAGAACCCAUCGAAUGUGGUAGCUGUUGGAGCGUCGUCGCCCUCUUCCGUCUCGUCCGUUUCGUCCGGAGAUAGUGAUCCGCACAGCCCCGGCCAGCACGACGGCGAUUCGAAAAAUCCCAACGCGCCGCAAAUCUAUCCCUGGAUGAAACGCGUCCACCUCGGCCAAAACGCAGUCAACGCCAAUGGUGAGACGAAACGCCAGAGGACGUCCUACACCCGCUACCAGACUCUGGAACUGGAGAAAGAGUUCCACUUCAAUCGCUACCUGACGCGGAGGAGGCGGAUCGAGAUUGCGCACAGUCUUUGCCUGUCGGAGCGGCAAAUCAAGAUCUGGUUCCAGAACCGGCGCAUGAAAUGGAAGAAGGAGCACAAGAUCGCCACCAUGAAUAUGAUGCACCAGCACCCCAUGAUGUACCACGCGCACCAUCACCAUCAUCAUUUAACGAUGGCCGACUUGACUGGUGAUCACAAGAUAUAGCUAGCGCAGGACGGGUUCUACCCUACUAGUGCACCUAUAGGACCCGGCGACUACUACCAAUACGGAUCGUCAGCAGCCUCUACCCAAUAAAGGAUGGAUGCAGAAUGAGAGAGUCGGAUCAUUAAGAAAAGAUAUAGAUUUAAAAAAAAAGAAGAAACGGUCGACAUGGGUCGAGGCGCUAAAGACUCUCCAAGUACAACUUAAGUCCUUUUGCCGUUUGCUGCAAAACAUUUUUCGCACGACUUAAUGUACAAAAAUUUAAAGAAAAGCGUCAUAGUUGACAAGAUAGAAAAAAGAAAAGAACGCUUCAUUACGUAUGCGUAGAUAUUGCCGUUCCUUGUUGAGAUUUUCGAUCGAGAUCAGAACGAAACUGGAGGACAGAGCGCAAAAGGAAACCUUUUUUUUUCAUCCCUCAAUGAUCCACCCGUGAGUUUGAAGUGCGGGUUGAACGAUAUUAUACAUACAUAGACCUUUUGUUGUUGUUCCUCCUCCAUGUCGUCAUCUUCUCUCUUUUACUGCCCAUUUAUACAGUAGCCUGCGGUGUAAAAAUACCGGUAUGUGAAUGUGUGUGAGGGUCAAUCGCAAAGUUUCUUCUUUUCCAUUAUUUAUUAUUACCAUGUCAUGCAGAUGGAUGUGUAUAGUAGACGUAAUUUUGGGGGGGAAGUCGAAAAAGAAUCUGACGGGAAUAUGCCUGGACUUUAUAUCGGGAAUGUUUACUAAUUCAGCGUUCCCGACGGGCAUUUUCACGAUACUAGAUCAAAUUAGAGAAAAAAAAAACCGAAAACGGGGAAAGCAAAAAAUGACAUAAGAAUGCACGGACAGAGCAUAAAAAGUGAAACACAAAAACGUGUUGCCAUGGAAACCGAACCAGCUGUGCGGCCCAUUCAAGCCACACAUACCCUCAGACUUUCGCACUCGUUUUCCUGUUCGCCUCAUCUUUUUUCACUGUUUCUAUUUUUUUUUCUCGCUAUUGAUUGUUCUUACUACACACACGGACACAACAAACCGAUGCGGCAGGCGACCUUUUACACUAGUUUCACCUGUUUUUUUAUAUUUUAUUUCGCUAUUAUAUAUAGAGUACAUACACUUAAAACACACUGGCUGUGCUGCUCUUUUCGCGUUCGGUUUCUCAAACUGAAAUUGACACAACCUCCCAGCUCCCUUUUUUUCUUUUUUUACAAUUGUGACCGUCGAUUUCUGUUUGGUUUCUUUUGCGUUUGAUUACCGUGUGUUGAAUAUCGUGCACCGUUGUACGCCGUAUUAUUAUUACUAUUAUAUAGUUGUUUCCCUUUCGAAGUUCUUUUCGUUUUUUUUUUAGUCCAUGAUUUUUUGGUGACCUCAGACUUCUAUGAGAAUCAUCCUACACAAGAAAAACAAAAACAAAACGAAAAAAAAAAGAAAAAAACGCAAAACUCAUUUGCACCUGUAUUGUUUUUUGUUGGUUCAAUUCGUCUCUUCUUUCCCCAGCUAUUUUGGUGUGUUCUUUUGUUUCGUGUUGUCCAUUCUAUUUCCCGAGAAAAAUUUAUUUCAAUACUAUGUGUGUAUGUGUGUGUACGUAUUCAUUUGAGCGCUGUUUUAUUGCCCCAUAAUAAUUAAUUCUAAUUAUAAUAAUAA